Molecule: messenger RNA, 2745 nt
Organism: Scedosporium apiospermum
Lineage: Eukaryota; Fungi; Ascomycota; Sordariomycetes; Microascales; Microascaceae
Product: Glycosyltransferase family 2 protein
Exons: 5
Coding region: 1-2745 (914 amino acids)
Source: RefSeq, a predicted model, not a curated record
AUGACGUCUUCCAAAUCUUCCAAAUCUUCCACGUCUUCCACGGGCCGGGAAGGCGUUGAUGAGCGGCCGACCAGCGAGAUUGAUAACAAGCCUCGCGGAGAGCAGCAAAGCGAAAUUGGAUGCGCUCAUGAACCUCCCACCAACGCUGGGUCGUCCAUAACCCCUCGUAACAUGUCCGACUCUCGCUUGGGGACCCCGAACCAUUCCAGCCGCCUUCCCAGUAGCUUUGUUAGCCAUGGGACUAACAGCAACCGUGACGCCUUUAUGGACUUGAAAGCAGACGUCGUCGUCGCAAGCCUGUACCAGGAUCAAAGGCGGAGACUAUAUGUCUCCGGGUGGAAUAUCAACGAAGGCGUCGUGCUGAAGCGGUCGAAGAAUCACUUUGUGUGCCAGCCUCCUCAACUUCGAGAGAUACGCGAUAGCUUUUUCGACAGUGUAUCUCAAUUGAAUGUCAGCGCGUCCGCGCAAAAGGUGGCCAUGACUGUAAACACGCCGUGGGUUCAGUCCAUUGUAUCCACCAUACGCGCGAGAGAUUUUUACAUAGACUCGAUCCCGCUUCACGGCGGCUUGAAUCUGCAAGUGUUGCAGCGAAUGACGGAUCUUCCUCGAUGUCAAAAGCACCACUUUGCCGCAUUCGUCGUGGAACCACCGCUGUUGGUCGUUUGGGACGACGAUCCAAACAAGAUUAUUAAACGAAUUGAGAGGCUCGAAGCCGACAUCGUCUCGCUGGUGUGGAAGACGGAGAUGGAGGACGAUGACGAAGAACCCCCAAGUGACACCAAGGAGUAUUACGGCGACGAAGAAGAGGGCGAAACCAUGGAGGUGAGGCCUGUCCGUCUGACGAGAGCAACAAUGGUGGGCAUGUCUUUGGCUCUGGCUCUCGUCUGCUUAGGCUUGGGUUGGAGAGCCCUUGCGCUCGAGAUCAUGCUGGACGGAUACUAUCUCAGGUUAUUGCUCUUGCUGGCGUCCCCGAUCCAGUUGUUCGUCAGUCUGUUCUUCUUCCAGACAAUUAUUGGCAACAUUUUCCAAAUCCUCGGUCCGAUCUCCGCGGUCAACUCGAACUCGCGCCACUACUCGGGCAAAGCUCCGAGGCGCCUCGGACGAGACACGGAGCUCCCUCAUGUCACGAUCCAGAUGCCCGUCUACAAGGAAGGGCUCAACGCCGUCAUCCGACCUACCAUUGCUUCCCUCAAGGCGGCAAUUUCAACAUACGAGAUGCAGGGAGGCACCGCCAACAUUUUCGUAAACGACGACGGGAUGCAACUGAUCGACGAGUCGUUGGCGAGGGCACGUCGGGACUUCUACGAGGAGCACAAUAUCGGAUGGGUGGCGCGGCCAGCACACAACCCCAAGCCCGAGGACCCGAGCAAGGAGAAGCCGUUCAUACGCAAGGGCAAAUUCAAGAAGGCGUCCAACAUGAACUAUUGCCUUACGACGAGCAACAAAGUCGAGGACAAGCUUCAGGAAAUCCAGCGCCCGGCCGGGUGGACCCGACAGGACGAAGAAGCUGCGUACGAGAGGUGUUUGGCUGAGGUUAUCCAGGAGUCGGAGGGCAGAACUUGGGCAGGGGGAAAUAUUCGGAUGGGCGACUAUAUUUUGCUUGUCGACUCGGAUACGCGUGUGCCUCGAGACUGUCUCCUAGAUGCCGUUAGCGAGAUGGAGCAGUCGCCAGAGGUUGCCAUCAUCCAGCAUACUUCGGGAGUCAUGACCGUCACAGAAUCCUUUUUCGAGAGAGCUGUCACAUGGUUUACCAACCUCAUCUACACGAGCAUCAAGUUCUGCGUAGCCAACGGAGACAUCUGUCCCUUUGUCGGCCACAACGCCAUUCUCCGCUGGCGAGCCCUCCAGGACGCUGCCGCGUACAUCGAUCCCGACGACAACACCGAAAAGUACUGGUCCGAGUCCCACGUGUCGGAAGACUUCGACAUGGCCCUCCGCCUCCAGUCCGCCGGCUACGUCCUCCGCUUCGCCGCAUACUCAAACGGCGAAUUCCAGGAAGGUGUCUCCCUCACUGUGUACGACGAACUUGCGCGAUGGGAGAAGUACGCUUUCGGCUGCAACGAAUUGCUGUUCCAUCCUCUUCGGUUCUGGCUAUUCCGAGGACCCUUCGCCCCCGUCUUCAAGCAGUUCAUCACGUCGAAAAUACACUUUUAUCACAAGCUCACCAUCAUGGCGUACAUUGGCACUUACUACGCCAUCGGUGCGAGCUGGGUGUUGACUCUGAUGAACUACUUCCUCACGGGCUGGUUCUUCGGUCUGUACGACAAGUACUACAUUGAUUCGUUUGCCAUUUACUUGUCGAUUAUUGUGGUGUUCCCUCUCAUGGGGAACUUUGCGCUCUCCAUCCUGAGGUACCGCCUUGGCGAGGAGGAUCUUCUCUCAGCAUUGUGGACAAACUUCAAGUGGAUGCCCCUCUUCACCAUCUUCCUCGGCGGCAUCUCGCUCCACGUAUCGAAAGCUCUUCUAAGCCACUUCUUCGAGAUCGACAUCCAAUGGGGCGCCACGGCCAAGGAAGUCGAGCGCGUCAACUUCCUCGAGGAGGUACCCAAGAUCCUGCGCACCUUCGCCGGCACCUUCAUCUUUUGCAUCGGCUGCACGGCGCUCAUCAUCUGCGGGUACUACGUAUUUCCGAGGGAAUGGCAGAUUCGGUAUUUCGCGUCUAUAUAUCCGCUUAGUUCGGUUAUUGUUACGCAUUUCUGCGUGCCGGUGUUGUUGAACCCGGCGUUGAUGAAGUUUACUUUCUAA